This is a messenger RNA of Plasmodium coatneyi, 1371 nucleotides long. Its product is annotated as Elongation factor Tu. Gene Ontology annotation, biological process: mitochondrial translational elongation. The record is from RefSeq and is a predicted model, not a curated record. The coding region runs from base 1 to 1371 and encodes 456 amino acids. The transcript has a single exon. Gene Ontology annotation, molecular function: GTP binding; GTPase activity; translation elongation factor activity. Lineage: Eukaryota; Apicomplexa; Aconoidasida; Haemosporida; Plasmodiidae. Gene Ontology annotation, cellular component: mitochondrion.
AUGAUAAGCGCAAAAGGGAACCUGCGGGUGGUGCUUCCAGGGGGUGGUUUCCCCUCGUUGGUCCGUUCUGCAAGUCGGGUAGUUGACGGAUUAGGAAGUGGCCAUCCCGGUGGAAGGGGUAAUCAUUACUUUUCCAUUCAGGAGAGGAGAAGACAUGCGUUCUUCCUCCCGAGGAGAUAUUUCGCCAUAGGAGUUUUCGAAAGGAAGAAGCCUCAUAUGAAUAUAGGAACGAUCGGCCAUGUGGAUCACGGAAAGACUACCCUAACUGCAGCGAUAACAAAAGUCUGUGCAAAUUUAAACAGGGGGACAUUCAAAUCGUAUGAAGAAAUAGAUAAAACGCCAGAAGAGCAAAAGAGAGGAAUUACAAUCAAUGCAACACAUGUAGAAUACGAGACAGAAAAAAGACACUACAGUCAUAUAGACUGUCCAGGACAUUUAGACUAUGUGAAAAAUAUGAUCACCGGUACGUCACAAAUGGACGGAUCGAUUCUAGUGGUGUCUGCUUAUGAUGGGUUGAUGCCACAGACGAAAGAACACGUCUUAUUAUCGAGACAAAUUGGAAUAGAAAAAAUGAUCGUCUAUUUGAAUAAAAUAGAUAUGUGUGAGGAUAAGGAGCUGGUCGAUUUGGUUGAGUUAGAAAUAAGAGAAUUGCUCUCCUUCCAUAAAUACGAUGGGGAUAAUAUCCCCUUCAUCAAAGGGUCAGCUCUAAAAGCGUUAAAUGACGACCAGUCUGAAUACGGAGUGCCUUCCAUUUUGAAGCUACUAGAUGCAUGCGAUAACUACAUUGAUGAGCCGAAGAGGAAAAUGGAUCUCCCCUUUCUUAUGAGCAUAGAUGAUGUUUUGCAAAUUUCCGGAAAAGGGACAGUCGCCACGGGGAGAGUAGAACAAGGAACAUUAAAGGUAAAUGAUUCCGUUGAAAUUAUGGGAAUAAAGGAGAAGCCAAUUAAAACGGUUGUCACGGGAAUAGAGAUGUUUAGGAAAACGCUAGAUGCAGCUCAAGCGGGAGAUCAAAUUGGAGUCAUGUUGAAAAAUGUAAAAAGAAACGACAUAACCAGAGGGAUGGUAAUUACAAAAGUGCCCAACCUUAAGACAUACAAAUCGUUUGAAAGUGAUGUUUACGUUUUGAAGAAUGAGGAGGGAGGUAGGAAGAACCCAUUUUCAUCCUACUACAGACCCCAGGCUUACAUACGAACGGCAGAUGUAAAUUGCGCUGUCAUUCUGAAUGAGGAUACGCAGGUCGCCAAUCCGGGGGAUAAUAUAAAGUGCACGAUUGAGCUCAUGUAUCCUUUAGCUCUUGCUAGUGGGUUGCGCUUUUCCCUGCGGGAAGGUGGUAAGACCGUCGCUUCGGGGAUCAUAACGAAGGUCAUCUAA